Molecule: messenger RNA, 1107 nt
Organism: Westerdykella ornata
Lineage: Eukaryota; Fungi; Ascomycota; Dothideomycetes; Pleosporales; Sporormiaceae
Exons: 3
Coding region: 202-999 (265 amino acids)
Biological process (GO): peptidyl-proline hydroxylation to 4-hydroxy-L-proline
Cellular component (GO): endoplasmic reticulum
Molecular function (GO): L-ascorbic acid binding; procollagen-proline 4-dioxygenase activity; iron ion binding
Source: RefSeq, a predicted model, not a curated record
CCAAGUUCAAGAAAAGAUUCAAGAAUUCGCAGCUAUGUUGGAUUGAGUACUUCGAGGGUCGCUACGCCUUAAUCCAUCCAAGGCCCACUGCAGCUAGCUUGUACUUGGAUUGGGAACCCCUCCUCUUCACUUCGACCCAGUCUCAAAUCCCUUGUAUACCCCACGAGUGCAUCUCCUGCUUGCCUAUAGAUCAGUUGCAGCAUGCCUUUGAAGAAGAGAGUUCCCGCUCAGCACGACACCUCGCGUGCCGACCGCCCCGCACCACCGCGUCCGAAUUGGCCACCCUUCAAACGUCUAGUCUCCCCAUCCGACCUCUCCCUCCAAGUCCGACUUCCCGGCCAGAUAAUCACCAUACCCUCAUUCUGGCCCGCGAAGCUGUGCAAAGACUACGUGUCCUUCCUCUCCACGCUUCCCCUCACUACCACGCCUGGCAAACCGAAGAAGGGCGACGCCGUACGUGUAAAUGAUCGCUUUGAGGUCGAGGAUGCGGCGUUUGCUGAGCGCCUGUGGAGCGAGACCGCAUUGCGAGACUUGGUCUUGGGACACAGUGUGGCCGAAGAUGCUGCAGACGGCGACGGACCGAGUCUCAACGACGAAGAACGAGUGGCGCUGUGGGGUGAUGAAGUGGUUGGGCUAAACCCAAGAAUUCGCAUAUAUCGCUACAAAAAAGGCCAAUUCUUUGAUAAACACUACGACGACUCCAACCAGGUCACCAUUCCCGGUUCGCCUUGUAUUCCUGCAAAGACGACCUGGACCUUUCUCCUCUAUCUAACAUCCGCCGCAACUGGCUGCAUUGGCGGCGAGACCGUCUUCUACCCGGAAUCCCCGUCGGGACGCAAGAAGAAGAACGAACCCCAGCCGGAGCCCGUCGUCGUAGACCUAGAGGUUGGGAUGGCUCUGCUACAUCGGCACGGGUCCGAGUGCUUGCUUCAUGAAGGACGGGAGGUGCUGCAAGGGGAGAAAUGGGUUAUACGGAGUGAUCUCUGCAUUCGAAGGUGAUAUUGCAGCGUCUUCAUGUAGUUUCCGUAGAUAGAAGGCUCAUGUAAACAAACGUCAUUUGGCUCACAAGUCACUUAUGCCACGCGUAAUCAACCACCACAAUGCGAG